Molecule: messenger RNA, 969 nt
Organism: Perca flavescens (yellow perch)
Lineage: Eukaryota; Metazoa; Chordata; Actinopteri; Perciformes; Percidae
Exons: 2
Coding region: 1-969 (322 amino acids)
Source: RefSeq, a predicted model, not a curated record
AUGGCACGGCUUCCACCCGUCUUGUCGUUUAUUAUCUUCAUUUAUUCUCUCAUCCUUCAAUGUGGAGAAUGUUCGACGGUGAUUUUAGGAGACCCGUUUACGUUUAUAGUCUCUGCAAACUGUCCGACAGGUGCCCGGGGCGAACUUCACCGGGUCGGACAGCACAUCACCCAGCUGGUGGCUGAUCGUGAGGAAGAGAUUUGGAAACCGACCGAGGUCUACAAAGACAGAAUAAAGGAAAGCGCGGUACUUGCCUUCAAUCGCACAGAAUACACAGAUAAAGGACUGUAUGAGAUAAAAUGCGGCGGUCAAGAACAACGGUUCCAGCUGGAUGUUGUUCGAGCAUCUGAAGUCUCAGCCACUGAGGGGGGUAACGCCACACUUCCAUGUAACUACAUUACAGGCGGACAUGUGGACUCUAUAAAGUGGAGUAGAGGAGGAGAGAUGGUGCUGGAGCAGAGUCUGUCCUCCGGAGAGAUCAAACCCGGGACAGGAUUUAAGAAGAGACUUUCUCUGUCACCUGAUGGCUACAAGAAAGGAAACUGGGCGCUGAUUUUCAACCCGGUUCUGCUGGAGGAUGGAGGGGACUACUUCUGCUCCUUCCACCUAAACGGCGCGCCAGAGGGACGGGGAGACCCUGCUGCUGUGAGGAUGAGGGUCGCAGAGAGAAGACGGGAUCAGACCACCGGCCGCCCGUCUCUGACUACAACACAGAACGUGACAGAAGAGAAAGAAGAAAUGGGAACUAUGGCUGUUGUCAUCAUAACAGCAGUUGUGGUUUUUGUGAUUGUGGCCCCUUCAUUUUUUCUGCUUGGCAGGGCCAGGUGUCUGAAGUCCCGCUGCUCCUCAUUUAGACCCAUGCCCAGCGGAAGACAAUAUUCAGAUGUGCCUCCUCCUCCUCCUCUUCCUCGUCCUCAUGCCAACGGGGGCUCCCCGUCAAAUAAUGCUCAUGCAGAGUCCAAGGUCUAA